Gymnodraco acuticeps is the source of this 757-nucleotide messenger RNA. Its product is annotated as C-C motif chemokine 18-like. Gene Ontology annotation, cellular component: extracellular region. Gene Ontology annotation, biological process: positive regulation of ERK1 and ERK2 cascade; cellular response to type II interferon; chemokine-mediated signaling pathway. Gene Ontology annotation, molecular function: chemokine activity; CCR chemokine receptor binding. The record is from RefSeq and is a predicted model, not a curated record. Lineage: Eukaryota; Metazoa; Chordata; Actinopteri; Perciformes; Bathydraconidae. The coding region runs from base 265 to 591 and encodes 108 amino acids. The transcript has 3 exons.
GCCCUAUCCAUGUUCUGUGUAAAACGUUUUGACGAAUUGUAUUACAUAAUUAUUGACGUCACAUUUCCUCUGCAGAAAAUAGCUGAAACAGAAAGAAAGAACCAGUUGUUUUGCUUUCUGAGAACACGGCUCAGCAAUGAUGGGGGGCUGUUGGAGGCAGGAGUUGUAUAAAUACAGGGAGCACAGAGCAGGUUUCUAUCACACUUCAAUCCUUGAAGAUUAUAAGCUUGCAUCCCAACAGAAGCUCUGAACCAUCUCUGAACUAUGAAGACUCUGGUGACUCUCGUACUUCUGAUCUGCGUCCUGCGCCACUGCACUGCCGCUCUGUUUGGACCAUCAACACCAAAGGAUGGAUGUUGUAAUGGCUUCACUACAAAACAAAUUCCCAGACGAAUGGUGAAACACGUGGCGGAGACCCCGAGUGACUGUGAAUCCCGAGCAAUUGUAAUCACAACUGUAUGUCUGAAGAAGUUCUGUAUUGAUCCCAACCUGCCCUUCACAAAGAAGCAAUUUGCACUUUUCAAGACGUCUGCAAAUGGUUUCAAUGUUGGAACAUGUCCAAUGAAACAAUACAAAAGAGUGAGAGGCUGAUCCUUUUUUUCAACUCACAUUGUGAGUGUCUACUACUACUAUUGUACGUUACUGAAUUAAUAUUAAGAUGUGUCCUCAUGUGUGUGUAUGACAUUGCCUAAGUUUAUAUUUGGAGAACAUUGUAAAUGUAUUUUUGCUACACAGUGACUGUCCCUUUUAGAAUAAA